Messenger RNA from Colletotrichum orchidophilum, 1608 nucleotides. Its product is annotated as 9-cis-epoxycarotenoid dioxygenase 1. Gene Ontology annotation, biological process: carotene catabolic process. Gene Ontology annotation, molecular function: carotenoid dioxygenase activity. The coding region runs from base 1 to 1608 and encodes 535 amino acids. The transcript is spliced from 4 exons. Lineage: Eukaryota; Fungi; Ascomycota; Sordariomycetes; Glomerellales; Glomerellaceae. The record is from RefSeq and is a predicted model, not a curated record.
AUGGCGGGCCACUUCCGCGCCUCGCUCGCAGAUCCACCCGCGAAAUCCUUCCCGGAUCGGCCCCAGUUCUCGGCCUUUAUGAAGCCGUGCCGCUUCGAGGGCGAGGUCCGGAACCUGGAGGUCGUCGGCGCCGUCCCCGCUGAACUGGACGGCACUUUUUUCCGCGUCAUGCCCGAUCCCCAGUUCCCGCCGUUCAUUGAAAAUGAUCCUUGGUUCAAUGGCGAUGGAAACGUGUCGGCGUUCCGUUUCCACGACGGCAACGUCGAUUUCCAGCAAAAAUACGUGCGCACAGAGAAGUUUGUUCGAGAAAGAGAAGCGAAUCGAGCUCUGGCAGGCGCAUACCGCAACAAGUACACCGACGCAGUCGAAUUCAAGGUCCGCACCACGGCCAACACCAACAUUUUCUACUUCAACAAGUCCCUCCUCGCCAUCAAGGAGGACGCGCCGCCCUAUCUCAUGGACCCGAACACGCUCGAGACGAGGGGGCUCUGCGACUUUGACGGGCAGCUGCCGAGCUGCACAUUCACCGCGCAUCCCAAGCUCGACCCCGCCACGGGCGAGCUCGUGUGUUUCGGCUACGAGGCCAAGGGCGACGGGACACCCGAUGUUUGUUACUUUCGUAUCGCCCCCGACGGCGAGUUCAUCGAGACUGUGUGGCUUGUGGCGCCGGUCGUUGGGAUGAUUCACGACUGUGCCAUUACGGAUAACUGGGUGCUGUUUCCGAUGAUCCCGCAAAUUUGUGAUAUUGACAGAUUAAAGUCGGGCGGAGAGCACUGGCAGUGGGAUCCCAACGUGCCGUUCUAUCUCGGCGUGCUGCCCAGACGCGGGGCCAAGGGCAGCGACGUAAAGGUAUCUUCUAUUGCCCCAUCCACCCCCUAUCACGCUCCAAGCAAAGUUGACAAUAAUCCCCUCCCAAAGUGGUUCCGCGCCCCCAAUGCGUUCCCAGGCCACACCACCAAUGCCUACGAGACCCCCUCGGGCACCAUCGUCUUCGACCUUCCCCUAACAGACAAGAACGUCUUCUUCUGGUGGCCCGACGCCGAGGGAAACGCCCCGGACCCCCACGACAUCCGCGCCGAGUACGUACGCUUCGAGUUCGACCCCCGCGUCUCCGCCUCGGACUCCCCCUCCUCCUCCUCUUCCCUCGACCUCCCCGCGCCCGUCACGAUCCUCCGCCACGACAUGGAAUUCCCCCGCAUCGACGAGCGCGUCCUCUCGAAGCCGCACCGCCACAGCUUCUUCGACAUGAUGGACCCGUCGCUGGGCACCGAUUUCGCGGCCAUCAUGCCCGUUCUCGGCGGCGGUCACCCGCUGUACAACGCGCUGGGCCACCUGGAUCACGAGGAGGGGAGGCUGGAGGUGUAUUACCCCGGGUCGCGGCACAUGGUCCAGGAGCCCGUCUUCGUGCCGAGGACGGAGGAGGCGGUGGAAGGGGACGGGUUCUUGAUUGGGCUGGUGAAUAAUUAUGCGACCAUGGCGAGUGAGCUGCACGUCAUUGAUACGAGACGGUUUACGGAGCCUGCGGCGGUGGUGAAGGUGCCCAUGAGGCUGAGGGCCGGGUUGCAUGGGAAUUGGGUUGAUGGCAAGGAACUGCGGGAAUGUAAAUGA